This is a messenger RNA of Staurois parvus, 287 nucleotides long. The record is from the annotation of a GenBank genome assembly. Lineage: Eukaryota; Metazoa; Chordata; Amphibia; Anura; Ranidae.
AUGAUUUUGCAUUUCCAGGGGAGAGGUCUGUAUGUAAACAAUACAGAUCUCUCCCCUGUCAGCUCCUGCACACUGCUUUGUAUGGCUCUGCAUAGAAGAGCCAUACAAAGCAGCAUGUCUCCCUAGUAAAACACACAGAGCACACAGUUAACCCUUUGAUCGCCCCAGAUGUUAACCCCUUCCUGCCCAGUGCCAUUAGUACAGUGCUGCUGCUUUUUAUUAGCACUAAUCACUGCAUUAGUGUCACUGGGGAUGUCAGUGACACCAAGUCAGUUCCCCCAACCAGU